AUGGUCAUCGCAGGCGGCCAGGAGAACAUCUGCUGCGCUCUUAUCUACGCCGUUAUUAUCACUGCGCUGCUUCUGCUGUUUUACGAUGCGUUCAGGGACAGAUCGCCACCGUCCUCCCACAGCAGCGGUGACCUUCCCAACAUGGCCGACAGCGAGGACAGUAAGUUCCUGUUUCUGCAGAAUGACUUCAAGAACAGCGGUUUGGCUCAGGCCGACUGGGCGGCCAAGAAGAUGGUGUGGAUCCCGUCGGAGAGAGAGGGCUUCGAAGCAGCCAGCGUCAAGGAGGACAAGGGAGAGCAGGUUCUGGUGGAGCGGUCCAAUGGGCAGAAGUCUUCUGUGAAUAAAGAGGAUGUGCAGAAAAUGAAUCCUCCAAAGUUCAGUAAAGUGGAAGACAUGGCGGCGCUGACGUUUCUGAACGAGGCCUCGGUUCUGCACAACCUCAAAGAGAGAUACUUCUCCAGCCUCAUCUACACGUACUCCGGCCUGUUCUGUGUGGUGGUGAACCCUUACAAGAUGCUGCCCAUUUACUCAGAGAAGAUCAUUGAGAUGUACAAAGGAAAGAAACGCCACGAAGUCCCUCCGCACAUCUACUCCAUCACCGACAACGCCUACCGCAACAUGAUGCAAGAUCGAGAAGACCAGUCCAUCCUCUGCACAGGAGAGUCCGGAGCCGGGAAAACCGAGAACACAAAGAAGGUGAUUCAGUAUCUGGCCGUGAUCGCCUCGUCUCAUAAAGGCAAGAAGGACCCGGCCGCUCAACAAUCUGGAUCUCUGGCCUUCGGGGAGUUGGAGAAGCAGCUUCUUCAGGCCAACCCGAUCCUGGAGGCCUUUGGAAACGCCAAGACCAUCAAGAACGACAACUCCUCCAGAUUUGGAAAGUUCAUCAAACUGAACUUUGACGUGACCGGUUUCAUCGUCGGAGCCAACAUCGACACCUAUUUACUGGAGAAGUCUCGGUGCAUCCGUCAGGCUCGCACCGAGAGAGCCUUCCACAUCUUCUACUACAUGGUGUCAGGCUCUCAGGGCAAGCUCAAAGAGGACCUUCUGUUGGAGGACUUCAGUCGGUACCGGUUCCUGGUGGAGGGACAUGUGGAGGUACCAGGGCAGGAGGAUGACGAGAUGUUCACAGAGACCAUGGAGGCGAUGGAGAUCAUGGGCUUCACUGAGGACGAGCGCAUCGGGAUGCUGAAGGUGGUGUCCACGGUGCUGCAGCUCGGAAACAUCACAUUUGAGAAAGAGCGAAACAGCGAACAGGCCACGAUGCCCGACGACACCGCUGCUCAGAAAGUGUGCCACCUUCAGGGCAUCAACAUCACGGACUUCACCCGCUCCAUCCUCACGCCCAGGAUCAAAGUGGGACGAGAGGUGGUGCAGAAGGCCCAGACCAAGCAGCAGGCAGACUUUGCGGUGGAGGCUUUGGCCAAAGCGAUGUACGAGCGUCUGUUCCGGUGGAUUCUGGCUCGAGUGAAUAAGACUCUGGACAAAAGCAAGAGACAGUCGUCCUCGUUCCUGGGCAUCCUGGACAUCGCAGGAUUUGAGAUAUUCGAGGAUAACUCGUUCGAGCAGUUGUGUAUAAACUACACAAACGAGCGUCUGCAGCAGUUGUUUAACCACACCAUGUUCGUGCUGGAGCAGGAGGAGUACAAACGCGAAGGCAUCGACUGGAACUUCAUCGACUUCGGCCUCGACCUGCAGCCCUGCAUCGAGCUCAUCGAGAGGCCGAACAACCCACCUGGUAUCUUGGCGCUUCUGGACGAGGAGUGCUGGUUCCCCAAAGCCAGCGACACCUCGUUUGUGGAGAAGCUUCUGAACACUCACUCGGCUCACGUCAAGUUCUCCAAACCCAAACAGCACAAAGACAAACUCAUGUUCACCGUGCUGCACUACGCCGGGAAGGUCGACUAUAACGCUGCUAACUGGCUGACGAAGAACAUGGACCCUCUGAACGACAAUGUGACGGCUCUGCUCAACAACUCGUCCAACAACUUCAUCCAGGACCUGUGGAAAGACGCCGACCGUGUUGUGGGUCUGGACACUUUGACCAAGAUGUCGGAGAGUUCUGCUCCGACCAAGUCCAAAAAGGGCAUGUUCCGCACCGUGGGGCAGCUGUACAAAGAGUCUCUGGGGAAACUGAUGACCACUCUGCACAACACGCAGCCAAACUUCGUCCGCUGCAUCAUCCCCAACCACGAGAAACGGUCGGGGAAGAUGGACGCUCAGCUGGUGUUGGAGCAGCUGAGGUGUAACGGGGUCCUGGAGGGAAUCCGCAUCUGCAGACAGGGCUUCCCCAACCGCAUCAAACACGUCUGUAACGCUGAGGUGUCUGUGGAUCAGAAACACGUCUGUAACGCUGAGGUGUCUGUGGAUCAGAAACACGUCUGUAACGCUGAGGUGUCUGUGGAUCAGAAACACGUCUGUAACGCUGAGGUGUCUGUGGAUCAGAAACACGUCUGUAACGCUGAGGUGUCUGUGGAUCAGAAACACGUCUGUAACGCUGAGGUGUCUGUGGAUCAGAAACACGUCUGUAACGCUCAGGUGUCUGUGGAUCAGAAACACAAACACGUCUGUAACGCUGAGGUGUCUGUGGAUCAGAAACACGUCUGUAACGCUGAGGUGUCUGUGGAUCAGAAACACGUCUGUAACGCUGAGGUGUCUGUGGAUCAGAAACACGUCUGUAACGCUGAGGUGUCUGUGGAUCAGAAACACGUCUGUAACGCUGAGGUGUCUGUGGAUCAGAAACACGUCUGUAACGCUGAGGUGUCUGUGGAUCAGAAACACGUCUGUAACGCUGAGGUGUCUGUGGAUCAGAAACACGUCUGUAACGCUGAGGUAUACGAGAUCCUGGCGGCGAAUGCGAUUCCUAAAGGCUUCAUGGACGGGAAGCAGGCCUGCUGUCUGAUGAUGAAGCACUUGGACUUGGACUCAAACCUGUUCCGUAUCGGUCAGAGUAAGAUGUUCUUCAGGACCGGAGUCUUGGCUCAGCUGGAGGAAGAGCGGGACCUCAAACUCACCGUCGUCAUCAUCGCCUUCCAGGCCCAGGCCAGAGGGUUCCUCGCACGCAAGGCGUUCAGCAAACGUCAGCAGCAGCUCACCGCCAUGAAGGUGAUCCAGAGAAACUGUGCUUGUUAUUUAGUCCUGAGGAACUGGCAGUGGUGGAGGCUCUUCACCAAGGUGAAGCCGCUGCUGCAGGUGACGCGACAGGAAGAGGAAAUGGGGCAGAAGGAGGAGGAGCUAAAGGCGGCGAAGGAGUCGGCGACGAAAGCUGAGGCUGAACUCAGGGACGUCACUCAGAAACACAGCCAGCUGUUGGAGGAGCGCGCUGCUCUGGAGUUGCGGCUUCAGGCGGAGACAGAGCUCUACGCUGAGGCCGAGGAGAUGAGGCUGAGGCUGGAGACCAAGCACCAGGAGCUGGAGGAGGUGCUGCGGGAGAUGGAAGUGCGCCUGGAGGAGGAGGAGGAGAGGGCCACUACUCUGCACGACCACAAGAGGGAGCUAGAGCAGCAGCUACAGCACGCAGAGUCUCACAUCGCGGAGCAGGAAGACGCCUUCCAGAAACUGCAGCUGGAGAAAAACACUUUUGAAACUAAAAUGAAGAAGAUGGAGGAGGAGCUUCUGAUGAUGGACGACCACAACAACAAGACACUAAAGGAGAAGAAGUCGCUGGAGGAGAGACUCGCCGACAUGACGUCGAACUUAACUGAGGAAGAAGAGAAAUCCAAGAACUUAACCAAACUCAAAACCAAACACGAGUCUAUGAUCUCGGAGCUGGAGGUGCGUCUGAAGAAGGAGGAGAAAAGCCGUCAGGACGUGGAAAAGGCCAAGAGGAAAGUGGAGGCGGAGCUUAUGGAGACGCAGGAGCAGAACAACGACCUGCAGAGACAGCUGGAGGAGCUGAGAGCGCAGCUCACAGGCCGGGAGGAGGAACUGCAGGCCACCAGCGCACGCCUGGAGGAGGAGAGCGCCCAGCGAGCGUUGGCGGUGAAGCGGGUGCGGGAUCUGGAGGGUCUUCUGACGGAGCUGCAGGAGGACGUGGAGAGAGAGCGAUCGCACAGAAACAAGAGCGAAGCCGCGAGACGAGAGCUGGAGACGGAGCUGCACCAUCUGAGGAGCGAGCUGGAGGACAGUCUGGACACUACUGCAGCCCAACAGGAACUACGAGUGAAGCGGGAGCAGGAGGUGCUGAUGCUGAGGAGGUCCAUGGAGGAGGAGGUCCGAGCUCACGAGGCCCAGAUCCAGGACCUCAGACAGAGACAGAACCAGAGCCUGGAGGAGCUGAGCGAGCAGCUGGAGCAGGCCAAGAGGGUGCGCUCCGGGCUGGAGAAGACCAAGCAGUCUCUGGAGAAGGAGGCCUCGGAGAUGAGAGCCGACCUACAGACUCUGUCCAGCUCCAAACAGGAAGUGGAACACAGGAAGAAGAAGGUGGAAGCCCAACUGUCCGAGCUGCAGAUGAGGUUCAGCGAAGGCGAGAGGCAGAGGAGCGAGCUGGGGGAGAGAGUCAGCAAGAUGACCAUGGAGCUGGAAACGGUGAACAGUUUGUUGAACGAAGCCGAAAACAAAAACAUCAAACUGAGCAAAGAAGUGUCCGGCCUCAGCUCCCAACUGCAGGACGUCCAGAUACAAAUUGAGCCUGAAGGGAGAGCAAUGCACCCCAUGGUAGUGGCAGUGCCCCUUCUGAACGUGUAA
Messenger RNA from Knipowitschia caucasica, 4683 nucleotides. NCBI's taxonomy places the organism in Eukaryota, Metazoa, Chordata, Actinopteri, Gobiiformes, Gobiidae. The record is from the annotation of a GenBank genome assembly.